Molecule: messenger RNA, 2350 nt
Organism: Vanessa atalanta (red admiral)
Lineage: Eukaryota; Metazoa; Arthropoda; Insecta; Lepidoptera; Nymphalidae
Gene: kermit
Product: PDZ domain-containing protein GIPC3
Exons: 4
Coding region: 303-1265 (320 amino acids)
Molecular function (GO): protein binding
Source: RefSeq, a predicted model, not a curated record
GUCGACACAGACAGUUUAUCAGUCGAUUUGCAAUAAUUGGAUCGUUCUGUCUCUAUCUGUGAUACAAACUAUUCCCUCUUAAAGAACCUUCAACAAUAGAAUUCUACAUAAUCUUAUCCAAUAUCGUCAUUUAGUGAUAACUUAUCAUAAGUUAUGACGCGAUGAUGUUCACAUGUACAGUGUCGCAAGUUCUCUGCUUUGGACGAGCAUAAUUUUGCAGUAGGCGAGUGUAAUGAGUUCGCGUUAACUUUUACUACAAAGUAACUUAAAUUUACAGUUAUUUACUAGUGAUACUUUUCGUGAUGUCGUUGUUUAAGAAGAAGGCGCCAAAGUAUUCCGCGCCACCGGUACCUCCUCCCCCCGUGGAAGACGUACAGAACCAUCAAUCUAACGGUGUGGACAAUAACAACGGUGCUCAAAAGUCACAAUUAGUAUUCCAUUGUCAGCAGGCUCAGGGAAGCCCCCUUGGACUUAUUUCUGGAUUUUCAAAUGUUAAAGAGCUUUAUCAGAAAAUAGCAGAAUGUUACGACUUUGCUCCGGAAGAUAUUUUAUUCUGCACACUAAACACACACAAAGUGGAUAUGAAGAAAUUACUCGGUGGCCAAAUAGGAUUAGAAGAUUUCAUAUUCGCACAUAGAAAAGGUCGGCCGAAGGAAAUAGAAAUAGUUAAAACUGAAGACGCGCUCGGUUUAACGAUUACUGACAACGGAGCAGGAUAUGCCUUCAUAAAGCGAAUAAAGGAAGGAUCUAUCGUUGCGAGAAUUCCUCAUAUAGAGGUUGGUGAUCACAUUGAACGACUAAAUGAGGAGAACAUGGUCGGUAAAAGACAUUAUGAGGUGGCGAAACUCCUGAAAGAUAUACCUAAGGGUACGACAUUUACUAUAAGGCUUGUGGAACCAUUGAAAAGUGGUUUUGGAAGCAUUGGUCCUAAAAGUGGCAGUGCUAGGUCCGGUAAAAAACAAAAUUAUGGAUCAGGCAAAGAAACGCUAAGAUUUAAAGCAAAUGGCCAAGCGACGAUAGAAAAUGAGCACGACGAGAAAUCACAAGCAGGCAUAGAUAAAAUAAACUCUCUCCUUGAAUCUUUUAUGGGAAUUAAUGACACAGAAUUAGCAACUCAAAUGUGGGAUCUUGCUGAUAAGAAAAUUAAUUCAAUGCAGCUUGCCGAAGCUAUUGACAAUAGUGAUCUACAGGAAUUUGGGUUUACAGAUGAAUUUAUAAUAGAACUAUGGGGCGUCAUCACUGACGUUAGAUCUGGAAGGCUCUAAAAGACUUUAAAAAAAAAGUGUAGGAUUUGAGGAGUUGACUACCAUCAUACUAUUAAAAACUUCAAAGAUUUUGUAUUAGCAAUAAUUAAAUAAGUUAUUUAUAACAAAUAGAUAGUAUUGUAUAUUAUUUACAUUGUUAAGUAGACGAUAUGCUUCUAGUGUUAUUCGUUUAUAUUUUCUGUUACGGUAACUGUUUUGCAGCAACCAAUGUCUAACUGUAACAAUUUCGUUCAGAUCGUUAUUGUUUAUUCUUCUUGAUCAUCACUCAACUACGUCACAUAUUUGGUAAUUUAAUUCACUAAUACUAAACUAUGCUAAUGAACCAAAAUCACCAUCCGCUAUUAAGUUGAUUAUCAUCUAUCCGCGUUAAAUUACUUCACACAAAAUAUUACCUGUCAAGGUAAACUGUAAAAUAUUUUCUAUUUAUAUAUAGAAGUGGAUUGCAUGUUGGACAUAACGUUCAUUUAAUUUUUAAUUUUUAUAAGUCGACCAAAACAUUUUGUAAAUAGACUUCAUUAAAUUUAUAUUGAUAUUUAAAAUAUAUUCUAUAUUUGUUCAAAUGGUUUUUGAUCAAAAAACAAAUACUUAUUGCAUUUUCGAUGCAUUUUUAAAACUACGUUUUACAAUUCUAUGUGCUGUUAUUAAGUAAGUAGUAUUUUUAUAAAGUUACAACCAGAAUGACUAAAACAAAAUGAAAUAAUUGCUUUGUCAGCAAUCUAAACAUAACGUCACUACUCAUUACUAAGUAAAGUACUAAAUGGGUACCAUACUAUAGCAUUGAAGAUCACGGAUCUACUAGUCCUUUGACCCUAAAUCUUAUUCCAAACAACGAACACAAAAACCAUUGUUCAUAAAUGUUUCCUAUUAUGAACUCAGUCUUUGACAUUAUAUAUUAGUUAUAAGUAAACAUAUUAUUCAUUAAAAACUUAAUAUUCUCAUAAUCUGAAAAUUGAUUAUUUUAUACAUUUCAAUACUUUAUUAUUUUAAUUUUAUGUAAGUUUUGCAUCAUUCGAUAUAUACUUAAUUAACAUUUUACAAUUUGAAGUGCCUUAUUGACUACUGUAACUGUGACAAGUUAAUUAUAA